AUGGAAUCAAAUCAAGAACCCACCGGAAGUGGAGAACGAGGAAGAAGAGAAAAUAAGUACAGAGGGAUACGACGGAGGCCAUGGGGGAGGUACGCAGCAGAGAUACGUGAUCCGACGAGAAACGGAGCGCGUUCAUGGCUAGGAACUUUUGAUACGGCGGAGGAAGCUGCUAGGGCUUAUGACAGAGCUGCUUAUGCUUUAAGGGGUCAUCAAGCUAUUCUUAACUUUCCUAAUGACGGCCAUUACCGGAAUGUUGAAUCUUCCACGGCGGAGCUGCCGUCGAGCUCCGGGUAUGCUUCUAUGGCGGCAUUGCCAGCAAACUCGACGUUCUUAUCAAUGUCCUCUUUGUCAUCGCCUUCUUCAAAUAUAUCUUCGAGGGAUAACAAUGGCAGAUCGGAAAGAGAGCCGGUUAUAGAAUUGGAGUAUUUGGAUGAUAAACUUUUGGAAGACCUCCUUGGCAAACAUUCACCAAACACAAGGAUUUAA
Lactuca virosa is the source of this 486-nucleotide messenger RNA. NCBI's taxonomy places the organism in Eukaryota, Viridiplantae, Streptophyta, Magnoliopsida, Asterales, Asteraceae. The record is from the annotation of a GenBank genome assembly.